Molecule: messenger RNA, 2598 nt
Organism: Neltuma alba
Lineage: Eukaryota; Viridiplantae; Streptophyta; Magnoliopsida; Fabales; Fabaceae
Product: ABC transporter G family member 7-like
Exons: 12
Coding region: 126-2303 (725 amino acids)
Biological process (GO): transmembrane transport
Cellular component (GO): membrane
Molecular function (GO): ABC-type transporter activity; ATP binding; ATP hydrolysis activity
Source: RefSeq, a predicted model, not a curated record
UCCGUCCUUCCCUGUACUCCUUUCUCCGUUUUUGGCAUUUUCAGUUAUCAGCAAGGAGGUUCAGCAGAGAACGUAGUUCACUGCGAGACGAAAGGAAAAAGAGAAGCAAUUACUGGAAGAACAUAAUGGUGGCUUUUGGCGGGAAAAAGUUGCGCCAAAUGGUUUCAGGCUUCGGUGGUAACGGUCUCGGCCAGGUCCUCGCUGCUGUGGCAGUGACCGUCCUUGUCCGCCUCUUCUCUGGUCCCGGUCCCGUGUUGCCCCCAGAAACCGAUAAUGAGGACCAGGGAGAUGGGGCGAAUGAUGAUAUUGAUGAAGGGGAGAGCGAAGGUCCGGUUUCGGGCAAAGUUUUUCCGGUCACAAUCCGGUGGAGCGACAUCACCUGCUCUCUUUCUGAUAAAUCCUCCAAGUCUGUGAGAUUUUUGCUCAAAAAUGUGAGCGGAGAAGCGAAGCCUGGAAGAUUAUUAGCUAUAAUGGGCCCGUCGGGUUCUGGAAAAACUACAUUGCUCAAUGUUCUUGCGGGUCAGCUAGCAGCAUCUCCCCGGCUGCAUCUGUCAGGCCUUUUGGAGUUCAAUGGCAGGCCUAGUUCAAAGAGAAGUUAUAAGUUUGCUUAUGUGAGACAGGAGGAUCUGUUUUUCUCGCAGCUCACAGUGCGAGAAACAUUGUCGCUUGCUACAGAGCUCCAGCUGCCUGGCAUAUCUUCCGCGGAAGAGAGGGAUGAAUAUGUGAAAAAUCUCUUGUUCAAGCUAGGAUUGGUCAGCUGCGCUGAUACCAUUGUCGGUGAUGCCAAAGUUCGGGGAAUUAGUGGUGGUGAAAAGAAACGCUUAUCUUUGGCGUGUGAGCUUCUUGCAAGCCCGUCUGUUAUAUUUGCUGAUGAACCAACUACCGGACUUGAUGCCUUUCAGGCUGAGAAAGUGGUGGAAACUCUCCAACACCUUGCACAAGAUGGUCAUACAGUAAUUUGUUCUAUUCAUCAGCCAAGAGGUUCAGUGUAUAACAAAUUUGAUGACAUCGUCUUGCUAACUGAGGGUUCACUUGUUUAUGCUGGCCCUGCGCGUGAUGAACCAUUGGCAUACUUCUCAAAACUUGGGUACCAUUGCCCUGAUCAUGUGAAUCCUGCUGAAUUUUUGGCUGAUCUUAUAUCCAUUGACUACAGUUCUACUGAAAGUGUUUAUUCCUCUCAGAAGAGAAUUGAUAGUCUUGUUGAGUCAUUUUCUGAAAGACUUUCUACGAUAAUAUAUGCAACUCCAAUUACCAAAGAAGUGCUUCACAAAAAUGGAAAGAGAAUUGGGAUGAGAACUGUAGCUAAGAAGAAAGGAGGUUGGUGGAAACAGUUCUGGUUGCUCCUCAGGCGAGCAUGGAUGCAGGCUUCCCGUGAUGGACCAACAAACAAAGUUCGAGCAAGGAUGUCAAUUGCCUCAGCUGUUAUUUUUGGUUCGGUUUUCUGGAGAAUGGGGAGAUCUCAGACUUCAAUACAAGACAGAAUGGGAUUGCUUCAGGUUGCUGCAAUAAACACAGCUAUGGCUGCUCUUACAAAGACUGUUGGGGUGUUUCCAAAGGAGCGGACAAUUGUAGAUAGAGAACGUGCAAAAGGCUCCUAUUCAUUGGGUCCUUAUCUGUUUUCAAAAUUGCUCGCUGAGAUUCCUAUUGGAGCAGCUUUUCCACUGAUGUUUGGUGCUGUUUUGUACCCUAUGGCGCGUCUCCAUCCUACAUUACUGAGAUUUGGGAAAUUCUGUGGCAUAGUCACUGUGGAAUCUUUUGCUGCAUCUGCGAUGGGUCUUACUGUUGGAGCAAUGGUUCCAACCACUGAAGCAGCCAUGGCAGUUGGCCCCUCUCUUAUGACUGUUUUUAUUGUAUUUGGAGGCUAUUAUGUCAAUCCUGAAAAUACUCCAAUCAUCUUCCGCUGGAUUCCUCGCAUUUCGCUCAUUCGAUGGGCUUUUCAGGGACUCUGCAUCAAUGAAUUUAGUGGUCUUCAAUUUGAACAUCAUAAUCCAUUUGAUAUUCAAACGGGAGAACAGGCACUGGAGCGCAUAUCCUUUGGAGGAAGCAAAAUUAGGGAUACAGUGGUCGCACAAAGCAAGAUACUCUUAUUUUGGUACUGCACCACCUACCUUCUCCUUGAGAAGAACAAGCCUAAGUACCAGCAACUUGAGCCAUCUGCACUCGACCACGACAAAUCACACUCAAAACUUGAGGAGCUUAAUCCUGAACAAGAAGGUCAUCCACUUGAAAAUCAACCAGUGAAGCAGGUUGAUUCAAAUCAACCUGAUCCUGUUGGACCUUUCAUCUUAGAAGGUGCUGAGUAAGUAAAGAGGGAGAUCUUUGCAAAGGAUGACCUUCUCAGUCCUGACUUUACAAGCCAAUAAGCUCUUUGUUUCCUUAUAGAACAGGGCCUUGAUCAUGAUGUGAUUAGGUACACCCUUCGCAGAUUAGAAAUGCCAUUGGGGACAACAUUCGAUGUGAUGAAUGUAUAGUGGAUCUACUUAGGAUGUGUUGAAUAUAGCAGCAAGUUGUCAUAGGUGUAAAACAUAGCGUUUUGUUGCUGUGCUGCGGUUUCAAGUUUCAACGGCAAAUUUGAACAAAUCUGCAUGGUUCCGAUUC